CUGAAAAAUGGUUACACCCACUCCUGUUCUAGUACAGAUAAGGGCGCUACCACUGUCUGGGCUUGAGGGGCGUCUACUAUCCGGAUGUGACAGCACGCUGACCCGGAAAAGGAGGGGCCGGGGCACUGGGGCCUCCACCGCGGCUAUGGAGGGAGCCGGUUACAGGGUGGUGUUUGAGAAGGGAGGCGUGUACCUGCACACCAGUGCCAAGAAGCACCAAGACCCGGACUCCCUCAUCGCCGGCGUCAUCCGUGUGGUGGAAAAGGACAAUGAUGUCCUCCUCCACUGGGCUCCUGUAGAGGAGGCCGGAGAUUCCACCCAAAUCCUCUUCUCCAAGAAGGAUGUCUGUGGGGGUGACUCCUGCACCUCUGAGGAGGAACCGACCUUUGACCCUGGCUAUGAACCUGACUGGGCCGUCAUCAGCACUGUGCGGCCACGGCCCCGCCACUCGGAGCCCACGAGAGGUGCAGAGCCCAGCUGCCCCCGGGGCUCCUGGGCCUUCUCGGUGAGUCUAGGGGAACUCAAGUCCAUCCGCCGUUCCAAGCCAGGCCUCAGCUGGGCAUACCUGGUCCUGGUCACACAGGCCGGAGGCUCCCUGCCCGCCCUGCACUUCCACCGCGGGGGCACCCGUGCCCUGCUGCGCAUCCUCAGCCGUUACCUGCUGUUGGCCAGCUCCCCGCAGGACUCCCGCCUCUACCUUGUCUUCCCCCAUGACUCGUCGGCCCUCUCCAACUCCUUCCACCACCUCCAGCUCUUUGACCAGGACAGCUCCAACGUCGUGUCUCGCUUCCUCCAGGAUCCCUACUCCACCACCUUCAGCAGCUUCUCCCGUGUGACCAACUUCUUCCGGGGAGCCCUGCAGCCACACCCGGAGGGGGCCUCCCCUGACCUGCCUCCUGCCCCCGAUGAUGAGCCUGAGCCUGGCUUUGAGGUCAUUUCUUGUGUGGAGCUGGGGCCACGGCCAGCUGUGGAGCGAGCGCCUCCGGUCACAGAGGAGGAGUGGGCCCGACACGUGGAUCCUGAGGGCCGCCUGCAGCAGGUCCCUGAGCUGAAAGCCCGCAUCUUCUCAGGGGGUCUGAGCCCCAGCCUGCGGCGCGAGGCCUGGAAGUUCCUCCUGGGAUACCUGAGCUGGGAGGGAUCCACUGAGGAGCACAAGGCCCAUGUGCGCAAGAAAACGGAUGAGUAUUUCCGCAUGAAGCUGCAGUGGAAGUCUGUGAGCCCGGAGCAGGAGAGGAGGAACUCCCUGCUGCAUGGAUACCGCAGCCUCAUCGAGAGAGAUGUGAGCCGCACUGAUCGGACAAACAAAUUCUACGAGGGCCCCGAGAACCCGGGGCUGGGGCUGCUGAACGACAUCCUCCUCACCUACUGCAUGUACCACUUUGACCUUGGUUAUGUCCAGGGCAUGAGUGACCUCCUCUCUCCGAUCCUCUACGUCACUCAGAACGAGGUGGAUGCCUUCUGGUGUUUUUGUGGCUUCAUGGAGCUCGUGCACGGGAACUUUGAGGAGAGUCAGGAGACGAUGAAGCGGCAGCUCGGGCAACUCCUGCUGCUCCUGAGGGUCCUGGACCCGCCGCUCUGCGACUUCCUAGACUCCCAAGACUCUGGCUCUCUUUGCUUCUGCUUCCGGUGGCUGCUCAUCUGGUUCAAGAGAGAAUUCCCGUUCCCGGAUGUCCUUCGACUGUGGGAGGUGCUGUGGACAGGGCUCCCCGGACCCAACCUGCACUUGCUGGUGGCCUGUGCCAUCCUGGACAUGGAACGGGACACCCUCAUGCUUUCUGGCUUCGGCUCCAAUGAGAUCCUCAAGCACAUCAACGAGCUGACCAUGAAGCUGAGCGUGGAGGACGUGCUGAUGCGGGCUGAGGCCCUCUACCGACAGCUGACCGCCUGCCGGGAGCUGCCCCACAAUGUGCAGGAGGUCCUAGGUCUGGCGCCGCCCACAGAGCCCCACAGCCCCUCGCCCCCUGGCUCCCCACUGCCGCUGUCACCCACCCGGGCCCCACCGGCUCCGCCGCCCUCUGCGGACACAGUCACGCAGCCUGACAGCAGCCUGGAGAUCCUUCCAGAGGAGGAGGAGGAGGAAAGCGCAGACUCUUAACCCUGCUGGGCGCGUUCUCAGUAUAGACACUUCAAGCUUCCGCGCCCGCGACCCGCCGCUCCCCUAGGCUGGGGAGGGGAGGUGCAAACCGGGGCGGGACUCUCCACCACGCCUUUCUCGCUCUACUCAUUGGCUGAUUUCUUGAAACUGACACUUCUAUCCAAUUGGCCUCUAGUAGGUGUAGAGGAGGCCACCACUUUGGCUUGGACCUGGAUGGGGGAGGGGGUGGCUCGUGGUCUCUGAAGAAUCUGCAGAAUCGAUGUCAGACCACUGUGACCCCGAUCCCAACAAUGAGACAUAAGGGGGGCCCCCUUGGGGUUGAGUGGGUGGGGGUUUGUGGAGGCAGGGCUCCCCUACCUGCCUGAGUUUGGGGCUUUUAGAGUGAGAAUUGGGCGUUGGAGUGCGGCCUCCACCUAGUGGCUGUGCGGAGGCACAUCCUGGGCGUAACCGAGAUGGAAGGGCCUCCAGAGCUGCUCUCUAGGCCCCUGUCUACCAGCUUCUUGUCAAGAGAAAAAUAAACUGGUGUUUAACCCAC
Messenger RNA from Vicugna pacos (alpaca), 2630 nucleotides. RefSeq names its product TBC1 domain family member 17 (gene TBC1D17). Gene Ontology annotation, molecular function: GTPase activator activity. Gene Ontology annotation, biological process: activation of GTPase activity. Lineage: Eukaryota; Metazoa; Chordata; Mammalia; Artiodactyla; Camelidae. The record is from RefSeq and is a predicted model, not a curated record.